CCAUAGCUUAACCCGACUCCCUUUCUUCUCUUCAUUUCUCCUCUCUCUCUCUAGCUCGCUCGCUCGCUCUCGCUCUCUCUCUCUCUCUCGUCUGCUAUCGACGCCGCGACUGCUUCUCCGCCGCGUGAGGCCACCGUAUUCCGCCAUAUCACAACCUCCAACCCUCAAGGCUGUACAAUACACGAUGGGUUAUGAGUCGGGUAGCCCUUCCCAAGAAGGAAGGGAUGAAGAUGAUGAGGAAGAAUACGAGGAGGGUGGUGGGGGUAAUCGGUUUUUGGGGUUCAUGUUUGGAAACGUUGAUAAUUCUGGCGAUCUUGAUGUUGAUUACCUUGAUGAGGAUGCAAAGGAGCAUCUUGCUGCGCUGGCUGACAAGCUGGGUCCCUCUCUGACAGAUAUAGAUCUGUCAGAAAGAUCACCACGGACACCUGCUGAUACUACUGAACAAGAUUAUGAUGAGAAGGCUGAAGAUGCAGUUGAUUAUGAAGAUUUUGAUGAGCAGUAUGAGGGUCCAGAGAUUCAAGCUGCUAGUGAGGAGGACCAUUUGUUACCCAAAAAGGAGUACUUCUCUACUGAAGUUUCUCUUGCUUCAUUGAAGCCUACAUCUGUGUUUGAUGAUGAAAAUUAUGAUGAGGAACUUGAACAAGAACAGGAGGUGGUGGAUAACAAUUUGGAAGUUCAAACUACCUCUUUAACAGGUGACCAGGGUGAAAUUCUUGGUGUGGUUUCUGAAAGUGAGAAGUCUUUUGAUGAUGAUUUACAACAUGCCUCCCUAGAAGCUGAAAAGUUGGCUGUCGAUUUAGAAGAAUUCCAGCAGGAAGUACCUCAAAGUCAGGAAGAGUCAUUGGAUGGGAAAGGCUCUACACCACUGCCUGUUUUGUGUAUUGAGGAUGGGAUGGUAAUCUUACGAUUCUCUGAAAUUUUUGGUAUUCACGAGCCCUUGAAGAAGGGGGAGAAAAGAGACCGUAGGUUCUCCAUUCCCAAAGAUGGGUAUAAAUCUUUGGACAUGUCUGAUAUUGUUGAAGAGGAUGAGGAGGAAUUUUUAAAGGAUGCUGGUCAAGGUUAUUCAUUUAUGAAGCAGGCACAUUCAAUUGAACUUGAAGGCUCAGUUUUUGAUGAUGACAAACCAGAGGUCACAACAUAUGGUGUUCUGCAAGAGGCUACCUCAUUGCCUUCAGAAGAUGAUGGGCAAAGAAAGGACUCCUGUCUCAGUGCAGAACCAAUGAAAGAUGGGGUAAUAGGAAAUUUUUCUGUUGGAUUGCAGGCACCACGAUGUCCUGGGUUUUAUCCUCUUGAUCAGCAAGACUGGGAAAAGGGAAUUCUUUGGGACAAUUCUCCUGUAGCGAGUGAAAAUUCUGUUGAAAGUUGUGAAAUUUCUGGACCUGACUUGGACACUUCAGUUGUUAGUGAAGCAGAACUCGAGACAGGGCGACAAAAUCCUGGGUCAGAGCCCCAAACAGAACCAGAUGAGAAUGAUCAUAAUAGUUUUCUUCGCCGCUAUCCUGAUUUGCUGGAGCCCUUUGGCUCAAGAAACUCUUCCCCUCCAUUCUCAUUAAGACAAUAUCAUCCGCAACUUUUGAGGUUAGAAUCCUGCUUAGAAGUGGAUAUUUCUGAUCAUGGAGAUGGUGGAAAGGAGAAUGCUAGUGAGGAUUUUCACCAAAGUGAUGGUUUAAAGCAUUAUAACAAACUCACAUCACAAUAUAAAGACUUGCUGGAAGGGUCUUGGUUUGACAAAAUAAUAUGGGAGACAAAUAGGCCCAUUGAAAAGCCAAAGUUAAUCCUUGAUCUUCAAGAUGAGCAAAUGCUUUUUGAAAUUUUGGAUAGCAAGGAUGCUAAACAUCUUGGGCUUCAUGCAAGGGCUAUGAUUAUAACUCGUUCCAUGAAGUCAAGGACUGGGGAGUCUUUUGAGCAACCUGGUCAUGGAGGCCAAGCUGGUUGGCGAUCUGUUGCUAAUGACAAACACUAUUCAAACAGAAAAUCUUCUCAGAAAAUUAAAUCAAAUUCCGAAAAACGUACAGUUCAUGGUGUCAAAGUUUUUCAUUCACAACCUGCACUUAUGCUGCAGACAAUGAAGCUAAAGUUGAGCAACAAAGAACUAGCCAAUUUUCAUCGGCCAAAAGCUUUGUGGUAUCCCCAUGACAAUGCGGUGGCUGUCAAAGAACAAGGGAAGUUGCCUACCCAAGGGCCCAUGAAACUUAUUGUGAAAAGCUUGGGUGGUAAAGGAAGCAAAAUUCAAGUGGAUCCUGAGGAAACCAUCUCUUCUGUCAAAGUAAAAGCUUCUAAAAAGCUAGACUUCAAGCUGCCCGAAGUGGUAAAGUUAUUUUACUUAGGGAAGGAACUUGAAGACCAUGGAUCUCUUGCUUCCCAAAAUGUUCAACCAAACUCCUUGCUUCAUCUUGUUCGUUCAAAAAUACACUUGUCACCAAGGGCACAAAAGAUGCCUGGAGAGAAAAAGUCUCUGCGUCCCCCUGGGGCAUUCAAGAAGAAAUCUGAACUUUCAGUGAAAGAUGGUCAUGUCUUCCUAAUGGAGUAUUGUGAGGAAAGACCAUUGCUGUUGGGCAAUGCUGGGAUGGGUGCAAGACUUUGCACUUAUUAUCAAAAAUCUGCCCCAGAUGAUCAAACUGGCUCCCAGUUGCGAAAUGGAAACAGCAGCUUGGGGCAAGUCAUUGUUCUGGACCCUGCUGAUAAAUCCCCUUAUCUUGGAGAUAUAAAACCAGGAUGCAGUCAGUCAUCUCUUGAAACAAACAUGUAUAGAGCACCCGUAUUUCCCCAUAAGGUGCCCUUGACUGACUAUCUCUUGGUUCGUUCGGCAAAGGGAAAACUUUCCAUUAGACGCAUUGACAGGGUUAAUGUUGUUGGACAACAGGAGCCUCUCAUGGAGGUGAUAUCUCCUGGAUCAAAGGCCCUUCAGACUUAUAUGACAAACAGGCUAUUGGUGUACAUGGCGCGUGAGUUCCGAGCUUUCGAAAAGCGUCAUUUGCUCCCUUGCAUUCGUGCAGAUGAGUUGCCUGGACAGUUUCCUUACCUCUCUGAAGCCAUUAUUAGGAAGAAAUUAAAGGAGCAUGCUAAUUUGCAGAAGAGGCCAAAUGGUCAGUGGAUUUGGGUUAAGAAGCGCAAUUUCCGCAUUUGGUCAGAGGAUGAGUUGAGAGAGAAAGUGAAACCUGAAGAUGUUUGUUCCUAUGAAAGCAUGCAAGCUGGUAUCUACCGGCUCAAACAUUUGGGAAUUUCUGGGGUAUUACCUUCUUCCAUUUCAUCUGCAAUGAGUCGGCUACCCGAUGAAGCUAUAGUUCUGGCUGCUGCAUCACACAUCGAGAGGGAGCUGCAGAUAACUCCGUGGAGCUUGAGUAGCAAUUUUUUUGCAUGUGUAGUUCAGGGAAAAGAAAAUAUUGAGCGUAUGGAAAUUACUGGUGUUGGUGAUCCAUCUGGUCGGGGCCUAGGUUUCAGCUAUGUCCGCACUGUUCCAAAGGCGCCAAUGUCAAGUGCAAUGAUGAAGAAGAAAACAGUUACUGGUCGAGGAGGAGCCACUGUUACUGGAACAGAUGCUGAUCUUCGUAGAUUGAGCAUGGAGGCAGCACGGGAGGUUCUUCUGAAGUUUGAUGUUUGUGAGGAGGAGAUUGCGAAACUGACUAGGUGGCACCGUAUUGCUAUGAUACGCAAACUUUCAAGCGAGCAAGCUGCAUCGGGGAUACAGAUUGAUCCCACAACUAUCAGCAAGUAUGCGCGUGGCCAGCGGAUGUCAUUUCUUCAACUGCAACAGCAGACAAGAGAGAAGUGUCAGGAGAUUUGGGAACGACAAGUUCAGAGUCUUUCUGCCUUAGAUCGUGAAAAUGAGAGUGACUCUGAAGGAAAUAGUGAUCUUGAUUCAUUUGCUGGGGAUUUAGAGAAUCUUCUUGAUGCAGAGGAAUGUGAAGAAGAAGUAGGUAACUAUGAGUCAAAGCAUGACAAAGCAGAUGGUGUUAAGGGGCUCAAAAUGAGAAGGCGCCCAUCCAUAGCUCAGGCGGAAGAGGAAAAUGAAGAUGAAGCCGCUGAAGCUGCCGAAUUAUGCAGGUUACUCAUGGAAGAUGAUGAGGCUGAGAGGAGGAAGAAGAAAAAGACUAAAGUUGUGAGGGAGGAAACAGGGCUGGCUUUGGGCUUGCAACCAAGUUUUGGUUUUGAGAACACAAAUCGGAUCAAGCAAAUUGUCAGUACUGCCCAACCUGAUGGGUCCUAUUCUUCCAAAGAGAUAUUUAAUAAAGACAUGAAGGAGGUAGAAAAUGUUAUUGCGAAAAAAGGCAAGUAUGGAAAGGUGAAAGCUUUAACGAAAAAGAAUGAUAUCACAAGUGUUGGUCUAGUCAGUAAGAAAAUCAAAAUAUCGGGAGAUAAAGUCAAGGUUUUUAAGGAGAAGAAAUCUGCAAGAGAGAGUUUUGUUUGUGGGGCAUGUGGUCAGCUUGGACAUAUGAGGACAAACAAGAACUGCCCUAAGUAUGGAGAAGAUCUAGAAGCACACGUUGAAACUGCUGAUCCAGAAAAGGCACCUGUAAAAAUAAAACCUCUGGAUCCUUCUAGUCAGACCCAGCAGAAAACUCAGACAAAGAAGGCCAUUCCAAAAAGUGCUACAAAAAUUGCCGUGGUCGAAACUCCUGAGGCUGAAAAAUCUAGUUUGAAGGCAAAAGUUCUUCCAGUGAAGUUCAAGUGUGGUUCCAUCGAUAAGUUUUCUGAUAAUCUUGCUGUUGAAGCAGCACUAAGUUCAGACCAACCAGUCACUCCCAAUCCUGAAACUGGGAAGUCAGCUGUUAAGGUUAAUAAAAUAAUAAUUCCCAACAAGAUGAAACCUGAAGAUGCAGAGACCCCUAAACCCUCUAUCAAAAUACGACCACCAGCAAAUACAGUAAGAGAUCAGCUGGAAUCUCAUAAACGCUCUAUCGUGAUACGGCCACCUACAGAAACAGAUAGAGAACAGCCUCAGAAGAAAAUCAUAAUCAAACGGCCCAAAGAAAUUAUUGACCUGGACCAGGUCAGUCAGGAUGGAAGUCCUAGUUUUGAGUUCCAGAAGACUAAAAGAAUAGUUGAAUUAUCAAAUAUUGCAAAGCACAGGAAGCAGGAGAGGAGGACUUUGGCUGAGGAGUCUGCAAAAAAGAAACCUAGAGAGGAUGGAAGAUGGUUUGAAGGGCAAGAAAAGUUAGUAGAGAUAAAAAAAUAUGCAGCAGCAAUCAGAAGUGAGAGGGAGGAAGAAGAAAGACAGAAGGCAAAGAAGAAGAAAAAGAAGAAGAGGCCUGAAAUAAGAGAGGAGUAUGUAGAGGACCCCAGAACAAGAAGAAAUGACAAAAGGGUGCCAGAGAGAGAACGAAGUGCAAAAAGGAGGCCUGUUGCUGAGCUUGGAAAGUUUGGUGCAGAUUAUGGCCCACCAACAAAGCGUCGUAAGGGGGGAGAGGUUGGUUUGGCAAACAUCUUGGAGCGCAUAGUGGAGACGCUUAAAGACCGGUAUGAGGUAUCCUAUCUUUUCUUAAAACCAGUCUCAAAAAAGGAAGCUCCUGACUACUAUGACAUCAUAAAGCGCCCUAUGGAUCUAUCAAGAAUCAAGGAGAAGGUGAGGAAGAUGGAAUACAAGAGCCGGGAAGAUUUCAGGCAUGACGUGUGGCAGAUCACCUUUAAUGCCCACAGAUACAACGAUGGCCGCAAUCCAGGAAUUCCUCCUCUUGCAGAUCAGCUUUUGGAGAUUUGUGAUUAUUUGUUAGUGGAGAACGAUGAACAUUUGACUGAAGCUGAAUCUGGUAUCGAGAAUAGGGAACAGUAAUAAUUAGAUAUAUAUUGAUGUUAACUUAGAAAAAUUCUGCCUGAAUGCCCCUCUUUGGUGGAGCAAAUUUUUAAGUUUAAGGGGUUUUUUCAUGGCUUGUACAUUAAGAGAUAAGUUUGCACUGCAACGCAUUAUAUGUCAACUGCGUCCUUGGUAAAUCAUUUGGAGAGAGAGAGAGAGAGGGAAGGUCAGGGUGGGGGGGGAAUUUAUUUGCUUCCCUUCUACAUAUUUGUAUAUAAGUUAAUCAGCGACACGAACUUCGAACCUGUAUAAUAGCAAUAGGAAAUGUAUGCGGUAUUCAUCAAACUACCCAAGGUAAUUAGUUUGUGGUUACAUAUCUUUGGCCAAGUAAUAAUAUUAUAAAUUUUGCAAAA
Messenger RNA from Quercus robur (English oak), 6144 nucleotides. Its product is annotated as transcription initiation factor TFIID subunit 1. The transcript has 22 exons. Gene Ontology annotation, biological process: transcription by RNA polymerase II; RNA polymerase II preinitiation complex assembly. NCBI's taxonomy places the organism in Eukaryota, Viridiplantae, Streptophyta, Magnoliopsida, Fagales, Fagaceae. Gene Ontology annotation, molecular function: RNA polymerase II general transcription initiation factor binding; histone acetyltransferase activity; TBP-class protein binding. The record is from RefSeq and is a predicted model, not a curated record. The coding region runs from base 185 to 5770 and encodes 1861 amino acids. Gene Ontology annotation, cellular component: transcription factor TFIID complex.